Messenger RNA from Papilio polytes (common Mormon), 1031 nucleotides. RefSeq names its product tRNA pseudouridine synthase-like 1. The transcript has 6 exons. Gene Ontology annotation, biological process: tRNA pseudouridine synthesis. Gene Ontology annotation, molecular function: RNA binding; pseudouridine synthase activity. Lineage: Eukaryota; Metazoa; Arthropoda; Insecta; Lepidoptera; Papilionidae. The record is from RefSeq and is a predicted model, not a curated record. Bases 52 to 1011 code for a protein of 319 amino acids.
UUACUUUUCUAUCAAUUAUUAACUAAUUAGUUAUUAUUUAAGGGGUAAAUUAUGAAGGCUAGAUAUCUCACAUUCUUUUCUUAUAUAGGCACUAAAUUUAGAUCUUCUGAAAAAAUAUGGCUGAAAGGCGGUAAAAAUUAUCCUGAUCUGGAAAGUAUACAAGGUUUAUUAGAAAUAGGGCUUUUGAAAUUGAGACCUCUGAAUUAUCCUAACCUCACCUUAUCGAGCCGUACAGAUGGAGGAGUGCAUGCACUCAAUUCUACUGCACACUUUGAUUUGGAGAGAUAUGGCACCAAGGUUUUUGAUCCUGAAUACAUUACAUAUGAAUUAAAUAAAUUCUUCUACAAAAAUGAAACUAGUAUACAUGUGAAAAAGUGUCUAAGAGUAUCUGAUGACUUCAGCGCAAGAUUUAAUGCUUUAUCAAGAACAUAUUUAUAUAGACUUGCAGUGGUAAAACCUGAUAUAGUGCUUCCUGAAUCAAAUAUAAUAUCUUCAUAUAUUCCCAUUGAAGAAUGGAAAAGAUGUCAUUUUAUCAGGUUUCCAGGUUUCGACAUUGAAAAGUUUAAGGCGGGUGCAAAAUAUCUUGUUGGCUAUCAUGAUUUCACCACAUUUAAGAAAUUCGACAAGUUGACAUCGCACAAACAAAACCGUAGAUACCUACAUUCAUUUGACGUGAAGCCAGGACAACCAUUGGUCACCAGCUACUCUAGUACACAGGACAGUUUGUUUGAUUACUGGGAUAUUAAGAUCAAAGGCAGAUCUUUUGUUCAUAAUCAGAUUCGUCGUAUGGUGGCGACAUUAAUAAGUGUUGCGAUAGGAAAAAUCCCUCCAGAGGAAAUAAAGGUGAUGUUACAAGUCCCAUCAAAACACUCCUGGUACACAUUCAUUCAGAACUGUCCUCCCGAUGGACUCUAUCUUUGCAAUGUUGACUACAACCCUGAAGACUUAGUUUUCCAGCCUGUAGAUAUUGUAAAAGAGACAGAAGAUCUAGAAGAAAGUGAUAAGAAAUGAAUUUCUUGGAAGAAUUAAUU